Molecule: messenger RNA, 3544 nt
Organism: Etheostoma cragini (Arkansas darter)
Lineage: Eukaryota; Metazoa; Chordata; Actinopteri; Perciformes; Percidae
Gene: slc6a1b
Product: solute carrier family 6 member 1b
Exons: 15
Coding region: 582-2399 (605 amino acids)
Biological process (GO): sodium ion transmembrane transport; neurotransmitter transport
Cellular component (GO): axon; plasma membrane; cell surface
Molecular function (GO): gamma-aminobutyric acid:sodium:chloride symporter activity
Source: RefSeq, a predicted model, not a curated record
AACCUUGAGACAAGAGGAUGCUCCUUUCUCAAACCCGCUGCCAUCUCAGUGGUGGAAAUGUUGGAGUUGGGGAGGGUCGACUUUGAGGUGACAUUGACGCUAUGUAGAUGAGAGUGAGGAUCCUGCGCUCCAUGUUACGUCCCUGCUCGCUUCAACUCAGACGGCGGCAGCUCCUUUCCCCGUCUUCUCUCCCCUCCUCUCUUUCAGCACCACUCCUUUCAGGACAGCACCUCGCGCUCAAAGACGCAUUUGGUCGACAUCAUCCCCUCUCAGGAUCAUAUAUUUGCUCGCUGUCGUCGGAUGCAAAGUUUCCCCUUGGUGUUCUUCUGUAAAAGUGCAAGGAAGUAACUUUUUUUUUUAAAUUGGAUUUUUCCCAUCGGGGAAACAAUCUGGAAAAGAAAAGGAUUUCAUUGUUGCUGGACCGCUGCUGAGCUGCUCCUGAUCACUCAUUACACCGAUCAUUCGUCUCCACUCGGCACUUGGCUGGGAGCUGGGUGAACAGGGCGCAGAAGCUGCUGCCUGGACCGGUGCUGAAACCCUUCCUCUCCACUGGUCAGGACUAUCCGAAACGCACAGUAACCAUGGCCACCAACGGGACCAAAGCCUCAGACGGACACGUCUUAACGGAGACGGUGAAUGACGCACCCACCACCACGCCGAACGACAAACCCAAAACCUUGGUGGUGAAAGUGCAGAAGACAAAAAAUGAGAUACCCGAGAGAGAAACGUGGGUCGGGAGAUUUGACUUUCUUCUCUCUUGUGUGGGAUACGCAAUCGGACUCGGAAAUGUCUGGAGAUUUCCUUAUUUAUGUGGAAAAAACGGAGGAGGGGCCUUCUUGAUUCCCUACUUUUUGACCCUCAUAUUUGCUGGCAUGCCCUUGUUCCUUCUGGAGACGGCUCUUGGUCAGUACACUUCUAUUGGAGGGCUUGGAGUGUGGAAGCUGGCUCCUAUGUUCAAAGGUGUUGGUCUGGCUGCUGCUGUUCUGUCCUUCUGGUUAAAUAUAUAUUACAUUGUAAUCAUUUCCUGGGCUAUUUACUAUCUGUACAACUCCUUCACUAGUGAUCUGCCAUGGCAGACGUGCGGCAAUUCCUGGAACACAGAGCGCUGCUUCACCAACUACAGUAUCACAGACACCAAAAACCUCACCAGCGCUGUGGUGGAGUUCUGGGAACGUAACAUGCACCAGAUGACCGAUGGUCUGGAGAAGCCUGGAGAGAUUAGGAUUCCACUGGCUAUCACACUCGCCAUUGCAUGGGUGCUUGUCUAUUUCUGUAUCUGGAAGGGGGUCAGCUGGACUGGCAAAGUGGUGUACUUCUCAGCCACGUACCCAUACUUUAUGCUGUUCAUCCUGUUUUGCCGUGGCGUCACUCUACCUGGUGCAAUUGAUGGAAUCCUCUUUUAUAUCACACCAGACUUUCAAAAACUGAAGGAGUCUGAGGUGUGGCUGGAUGCUGCCACUCAGAUCUUCUUUUCCUACGGGCUGGGAUUGGGCUCUCUGAUUGCUCUUGGCAGCUACAAUCCCUUCAAUAAUAAUGUGUACAGAGAUUCUAUUAUUGUCUGCUGCAUCAACUCCUUCACCAGCAUGUUUGCUGGCUUUGUCAUCUUCUCCAUCGUGGGAUUCAUGUCCAAUGUAACAAAGAGACCCAUCGCUGAUGUGGCCGCCUCAGGACCUGGUCUGGCAUUUUUGGCUUAUCCUGAGGCUGUGACCCAGCUGCCCAUCUCUCCUCUCUGGGCCAUACUCUUUUUCUCUAUGCUGCUGAUGCUGGGAAUCGACAGUCAGUUCUGCACUGUGGAAGGCUUCAUUACCGCGCUGGUUGAUGAAUUCCCUCACAUUCUCCGAAAACGCAGAGAGAUCUUCAUUGCAAUUGUCUGCCUUAUUUCUUACAUCAUUGGAUUGUCCAACAUCACCCAGGGUGGACUGUACGUGUUCAAGCUAUUUGACUACUACUCAGCUAGUGGAAUGUGCCUGCUCUUCUUGGUCUUCUUUGAGUGCAUCUCAAUUUCAUGGUUUUAUGGUGCAAACAAAUUCUAUGACAACAUUGAGGAAAUGAUUGGUUACAGGCCCUGUCUGUGGUGGAAGGCCUGCUGGGUUGUUUUCACUCCACUCAUUGUGGCUGGAGUCUUCUUGUUUAGUGCAGUGCAGAUGGUUCCCCUCACCUUGGGUGAAUAUGUGUUCCCAGCCUGGGGCCAAGGGGUUGGGUGGUGCAUGGCCCUCUCCUCCAUGACACUGAUCCCUGGCUAUAUGGGCUACAUGUUCCUCACCCUCAAAGGCACAUACAAAGAGCGCCUGCGGAUUAUGUUGAAGCCUUUGGCACUGGCAAAGGCACAGGAAAAUGCCGCAGACCAGCAGACAGAAAACCAGAAUCAGAACCCUGUCAACGAGGAAGCCUACAUCUAGAAAAUUCCGCCUGUCUCUCUGUCUCAACGGCCAGACUGGCGAUCUACACAGAAAAAACAUAAUCAAGGUUUGGAACGACCACCAGACUUUCAUGUCUGCUUUUAUUCACCUACCUCCUGGGGACACGUGAGACCAACCUGAUUACAGUUAUUUGUAGAGGUUUUUCUGUUUGUUUGUGUAUUUGUAUAAUACAGAGUUAAACUUAUGAGGAAAAACAAACCACCCAGCAAAAUUGUUGUGAUAUUUUGAAUUUCAUUAUGCAAAAAAGUUAGUCUUUUUAGAAAAAGAUAUGUGACUUAGGAAAUUACUGUAUAUUGAUUAUGUAAUUUAAAUUUCGAGGCCCGCGUUGAUUCAAUAGUAUUGUGCUACUUUGAAGAUAUUCAUUAAUCUACUAAAAUACAAUUAUUGUACAAAGAAAAAUAUUGGUUAAAUGCAUUUUGCUUGUACAUGAAAUAAAUAUAUUAAAAUGAAUGCAGUGUAGUAGGUGAUAAAAAAUGCCAUUUGAAAGUUUGUAAAGUGAAAAUUUAAUAUUGACCAUUUCAUGGCAAAGACAUUAUGGUAAUGUGCAACAGGUAAGGCCAAAAUCUGUUUGUAUGUGUACAAUAUAAUUUAGCCAGCUAUCACUCCCUUGCAGGAUUCUGCAGUUCGCCUGAAAUGUUUACCACCCAUGUGUGGGGCUACCUUUUGAAAAGCACAAUAUGGACUUUUGAAAUGGUCAACUUUUUUUUGGCUCGAUUGACACUAGUGACAACAGCAAAAACAACUUACAUAGGAUUAGCAAGAGACUGUUAUAUUUGUUUAUACUAUGUUUUCUAAAGAACAAUAACUUUGUAUGUUACCUGAAUCUUUUUUGUAGAAUCAUUUUUAGGUCAUUUUUUUAUAUGUGAGAGUAAGAAGGACCAAAAUCAUACUUACGUUAGAAAGAUUGGUGCAGACAUUUCACCCACUGAUUAUAUAUUGAUUCAAUCAAUCUCCUUUUGUCUCUUUUAAGAGCAACAGCGCACAGUAAAGCUGUAGCCAUUACAACAAAUGCCACAUUAGCAUUGUGCGUACAACAUUUCAUAUUUCUGCCUCCUGAUAACCAGUUAAGUUGAAAAAGAGAGUUGUGUUGCAAUAAGCCCAUACUAAUUCAGAUCUAUAUUUUA